Molecule: messenger RNA, 762 nt
Organism: Micromonas pusilla CCMP1545
Lineage: Eukaryota; Viridiplantae; Chlorophyta; Mamiellophyceae; Mamiellales; Mamiellaceae
Gene: PETF1
Product: ferredoxin, chloroplast precursor
Exons: 3
Coding region: 30-482 (150 amino acids)
Molecular function (GO): iron-sulfur cluster binding
Source: RefSeq, a predicted model, not a curated record
AGCACCCCGAACGAGCGCCAGCGAGCACCAUGGCCGCGCGCGUCGGUUCCCGCGGCGUGACGCUCUCCAGCCGCCGCCUCACGAAGCAGGCGCGCGCCAUCCUCGCGAAAGCGUCUAGCCCCCUCGGCGCCGCCCCGCGCCGAAACGCGCCCGUCCUCACGCGCGCGACGAUCGUCAUCCUCGAGCACGAGGGCAAGUCCAUCGAGGUCGAGUGCGACGGGUACGAAUCCGUGCUCGAAGCCGCGUUGGACGCGGGCGUGGAGAACUUGUCCUACGACUGCAAGAUGGGCGUGUGCAUGACGUGCCCGAGUCGAUUGAAAGCCGGGGAGGUGGACCAAGGCGGCGCGAUGCUGUCGGACGACGUCGUCGAGAAAGGGUUCGCGCUGUUGUGCUGCGCCGUGCCCGUCGGCGACGGCGUCGUGAUUCAGACCGUCACGGAGGAGGAACUCCUCGACGAGCAGCUGCAGGGCGGCGCGAUGUGAUUGACGUUGCGAUGACGCGGCUUCGUCGGCGGGCGAGCGAGCGAGCGAGGGAUAAUGUAACGGCGAGAAUCGAAUCGAAUCGAAUCGCGCGCGUCGUCGGUAGCCCUGUCGAUCGCGCGCGUCGUUCGCCUCUGAGCCCCGCGACGACCGACGAGAGCGCGAAAAUAGAGCGCCGAAAACCAAAAACUCCGAGACAGGACUGACGGGCCGUGCGAAAAAAGUUAAGGGUCAGUUGAAACUAGACGCGAUCACGUGUUGAAACCGAGGGUGGGUCAAAACC